This is a messenger RNA of Athalia rosae (coleseed sawfly), 3302 nucleotides long. RefSeq names its product zinc finger protein 62 homolog. Gene Ontology annotation, biological process: regulation of DNA-templated transcription. Gene Ontology annotation, molecular function: zinc ion binding; RNA polymerase II cis-regulatory region sequence-specific DNA binding; DNA-binding transcription factor activity, RNA polymerase II-specific. Gene Ontology annotation, cellular component: nucleus. The transcript is spliced from 15 exons. The record is from RefSeq and is a predicted model, not a curated record. Bases 226 to 3264 code for a protein of 1012 amino acids. NCBI's taxonomy places the organism in Eukaryota, Metazoa, Arthropoda, Insecta, Hymenoptera, Athaliidae.
GUGUUUAUGAGGUUAUGCCAAAUAUAGGAAACUUUACAUAAAAAAUAAUCACAGAAAUUUCGAGUAGAGGAAAACAUUUUGUUAUCGUUCUGACCACUAAACCAACAGCAACGCCUUCUUAGUUUUCAGGUUAGCAGUUUCCCUUAAGGAAGAGGGGGAAUCAAUCGGGCACCAUGCACCUGCAGGGGCAGCACUAGUGCAGGGCUUUUUAUAUUUUUCGCCAUUAUGGAGGUCCCGCUUUAUGAUUCAGCUGUUUGUCGAUUAUGUGCCGAAGACAACGGCAACGGGGAAUUCUUGUAUACAGCCGAUGGAGAAGAUGCAGAUUUAAGCUCCAUGGUGAAUCGCUACUUGCCACUGAAGAUUCGAGAUGAUGGCAAGCUACCUCGCACAAUUUGCCCUGGGUGCAAUAUACAGUUGGAGGCAACUGUACAAUUCUUCGAAUUGCUUGUUGAUGGACAGAAAAAGAUUCGUGAAAUGUGGAAAUCGCAAGUCGAUCAACAGCGGAAAGCUGAAAGAGAAAGACUUCGAGCGGAAAGAGAGCACACCGAGCUAGAACUCGUUACCCCAGAGCUCGAUAAUUUUGGAUUACAGACAGAGGAUGACCAAGUUGAAAGGCAAAUUGUUAUCAAAAUUAUGCCGGAUGGAACUUUAUACACAGCCGAGCAUGAGAUGAGUUUGCAAAUGGAAGGAUUAGAAAAGCCCAGGAGAAAAAGGGGCCGCCCUCCUAAAGUUCAGGCUGAGGUUGAACUCAAGGAUUUGACAAAAGAGAUGAAACAUGAAGCUGGUAGCCAAGGAGAGGAUGAAAAGCAAGAAGAGGAGCUGGAGGAGGUAGAUGGGGAUGGGCGACGCCGCCGAAAACGGAAGGUGCCCAAAAGAUUCAUGGAGGCUGUGCAGGGCAAAGAGCUUGAGAGAAUAUUCAAAGAGGAAGGGGUAAUAGAUGAGGAAGAGGAUGAUAACGAACCAGAUAAUGACUAUGAUGAUCCAGAGGAGCGACUUAAUCUGCCAACUCCUGAUGGGCAUGAAGAAAUCAUUGGCCAUUUGGAAACUCAAGAAGGCAAAGACUUGGGUGAGCUUGUUAUCGUGAAUCGUGGUAGAGGGAGAGGUAGACCGCGUCUUCGGAAGCGAAAAACCAAGUUCACCUGUCAUUUAUGCGGUAGAGGAUUUUUACAACGCAGCAGAUAUAUAAUGCAUAAGAGCUUUCACAAAGGUGUCAAGUAUGAAUGUCUCGAGUGUAAGAAGCAGUUUACAAAUAGAGACAACUUUGGGCUUCAUCAGAAAACCUCGGGGCACACCGGGGAAGGAAUAAUAGAAAAUCAAGUAGAUAAUGAAGUUCGUAGUCAAGGGUCCUCCAUUGCUGAGGAGGGUGCAAACAUUGUAACUGGCGUGUCCCGAGAAGUGCAAGAUACUGUCGGAGAAGUUCUGCCGAUUGAUGAAGGUGCUCCCCUGGAGGAUGAUGGGCAAGUAACAGAGUGCGAACAAUGCCAAAAGCAGUUUCCAUCGAGACAGAGCUAUGAAGUGCAUGCAAAGAUGGUGCAUCAAGAAGAAAAACCAUACACAUGCAAUCUUUGCAACAAAACCUUCGCCUAUCACACAAGCCUGAAGGGACACAUGCUCGCCCACGAAGCCAACAAGUCCGACAAAGGAUUUCCCUGUGACAUUUGUGGUAAGGUCCUGAAUCAUCCUAGCUCGGUUGUCUAUCACAAAGAGGCUGAGCAUAAUAACGGACGUCGUUUCGUUUGUAAUAAAUGUGGAAAAAGUUUCAAACACAAACAGCUGUUGCAACGUCACCAACUCGUACACUCGGACGAUCGUCCAUAUGUAUGCAAAUCCUGUGGUGCGACGUUCAAGACCAAGGCCAAUCUCAUCAAUCAUCAGUCCAUCCACACCGGGGAAAAGAAAUACUUUUGUGAAAUAUGCGGGCAACAAUUCGCACAUAAAACUAGUCUCACGCUUCACUAUCGAUGGCAUACCGGCCACAAGCCCUACACUUGUGAGGUCUGCAGCAAAAGCUUCUCACAGAAUGGAAACCUUCAGGAACACAUGCGAAUUCACACUGGAGAGAAGCCCUACUGCUGCGAUUACUGCGGAAGAAAAUUCACUACCUCCUCACAGUUCAAGCUCCAUGUUAAGCGGCACACGGGCGAACGACCAUGGAAAUGUGAAUUCUGCGCCAAAUGUUUUCUUCAUAAGGAUACAUGGAAAUGUCAUGUCAGACGGCACAAAGGUGAACGUCCAUUUCAAUGUGCGCACUGUAAUCGUGGAUUCACCGAGCAGUGGGCUCUCAAAAAACACCUCAGAUUGCACACAGGAGAGAAGCCGUAUUCUUGUAAUAUCUGUGGGAAAGCAUUUGCUGAUUGCUCGAACCUGACGAAACAUAAAAAGGUGCACAGAGAAAACAAGGUGGUAGGGGUUGGCGAGUUAUCGGAGAAUUCCGCAAUGGGUGAGGUGUGGCAAAUAUUGCCGGGAUCACACGAAGGAGACGAAAAUUCUCUCGGAGAUCAGGUGAACCAAGUACUUCCCACUGAUGAAGCAUCCGGUGAUGGACUUCAACAAAUAAUAUACGUCUCCUAUCAAGAUCCAGACGAUCCAAACCAGUCGAGAACCCUCCAUUUCGUCGAUGUUGGAAUGAUGGAAAACAAAGAGGUUGCUACUGCCCCAGGCAGUCAAUCGUUGCCAUCACUAGAAGCUGAAGAAGGAGACGAGGUGACGGAACAUGUGACGCAGGAUGAAGAAAAUCCCGAACCAGAUGAGAGAAUCAACAUGGAUCUGGCGGAGUCUGACCUACAACUACAGAUAACUGACGAAGAGGGAAAUCCUAUUCCACUAUCGAUUCAGGAUGCGCGACAGCUACUCUCCGAAGGCCAGUUCGUGAGCCAACUUGAAGAUGGACAGACAAUCCGAGUGCACUCUGGAGUUUUGACACAAGAGCUGGCGCAGCAGCUCGAAGUUGACGAUCAGGGUUCUGUGGGAACGGAGCAAACCGACGGAGUUGCAGUGGAUGCGACCGGAAAUGCUGUGUCGUUGACUCCGAGUCAUACCCAUGCCGACGCAGAAGACAUCGUCAAGGCUUUGGAGGACGAGGACACCGAUGCAACAGCAGUUGCUGCUGUGAACCACCAACUCGAGACGGAAGAACAGACGGAGAUGAUGGAUGGAGAACAGACAAUAGAGUUUACGACCCAGGACGGGCAAAAAGUACGCUUAGUCACCUCCUACCACGUGGAUCCAAUGCAACUCGCCUCAGAGUACCUUACUAUUGUUUAAACUUUGAGAAAUCAAAUAAUACAAGGAUUCCGCCGAAA